AUGGUCUGUGACGAAGUUAUCCUCCGUGGAAACCGUAUUGUUCUCCCACAGUCCCUGCACAAUCGAGCCAUCGAGUUAGCCCACCUUGGCCAUCAAGGCAUUGUUAAAACAAAGCAACUCCUACGCAAAAAAGUCUGGUUUCCAGACAUUGACAAAAUGGUUGAAGCCAACGUCAAGAUGUGUUUGCCCUGUCAAGCCUCUACCCAAGGAACGUCUUCACCUCCAGAACCACUGAAACCCUCCCCGCUCCCAGAGAAAGCUUGGACCAAUGUAGCAGUUCAUUUCGUUGGACCAUUUCCCACAGGCGAAUACCUGAUAGUCGUGAUUGAUGAAUACAGUCGAUACCGGGAAGUCGAAAUUCUCACCACAAAAUCCACGAAAGCUGCAAAUCCAAAGCUUGAUUCCAUAUUCUCCAGACAAGGCAUCCCUGAGAUUCUCAAGUCAGAUAAUGGCCCUCCAUUUAAUGGUGAAAAGUUUGAGAACUUUGCCAACCACCUCGGUUUUAAGCACCGUAAGUUAUAUAACCCCAUACUGGCCAAGAGCCAACGGCGAAGCUGAAUGCUUCAUGAAAACUAUUGAGAAAGCAAUUCGAGCUGCCACAAUUGAAGGUCGGAACUGGAAAAAAGCCAUGUAUAUCUUCCUUCGCCAGUAUCGUGCCACAUCACAUAGCACCAUCUCCGUAUCCCCUAGCGAAGCACUAAAUAACCGAAAGCUAAAAACUCACCUUCCAGAUUCCCCAUCAACACCAAGCAACUCCGAGAAAGAUGAGGAGAUACGCAGUCGAGACGAAAAAAACAAAUCAACCAUGAAAUCAUACAGCGACAAACGAAAUCGUGCCAAGCCAAACAACAUCACCCUCGGUGACACUGUCCUCAACCGAAAUUGA
Molecule: messenger RNA, 886 nt
Organism: Paramuricea clavata
Lineage: Eukaryota; Metazoa; Cnidaria; Anthozoa; Malacalcyonacea; Plexauridae
Source: the annotation of a GenBank genome assembly